Molecule: messenger RNA, 339 nt
Organism: Lactuca saligna
Lineage: Eukaryota; Viridiplantae; Streptophyta; Magnoliopsida; Asterales; Asteraceae
Source: the annotation of a GenBank genome assembly
AUGAAGAGUGUACGACCAUACACGCCUCUGUGCAAAGGUCAAAGUGCAUGUGACGCUAGUUCAAGCAAGAAAGGGAAGGCUGGGAAUAAAGCUAAAAGUGUAGGUGAUGGUACUUUAAUCAAGAAAGAGAAGGAUGGGAAGAAAGAUCAAAGUGCAGGUGAUGGUACUUCAAGCAAGAAGGGGAAUGUUUGGAAGAAACCUCAAAGUGCAGGUGGUGGUAGGAAAAGCGGAACUCAAAGUGCAUGUGAUGGAAUUUCAAGCAGGACAAGGAAGGCUGGGAAGAAAGGGAAAAGUAUUCCAGUACGAACCACUCAAUUCCAUUCCGUUACAGACCACUAA